Cololabis saira (Pacific saury) is the source of this 9075-nucleotide messenger RNA. Its product is annotated as calmodulin-binding transcription activator 1-like. The record is from RefSeq and is a predicted model, not a curated record. The transcript has 21 exons. Gene Ontology annotation, molecular function: protein binding; transcription coregulator activity; double-stranded DNA binding. Gene Ontology annotation, cellular component: nucleus. Lineage: Eukaryota; Metazoa; Chordata; Actinopteri; Beloniformes; Belonidae. Bases 24 to 4805 code for a protein of 1593 amino acids. Gene Ontology annotation, biological process: regulation of transcription by RNA polymerase II.
AUGAGGCGCGCGGCGGAGGGGAAAUGGCUGCCGAAAACAAGCCGGAAGGACUGAAGAAGAUAAGAAAUCCAGAGCGAAUGGUCAGGAUUGCUGUUGGUUACACUGGACACACCCCUCCCAAGAGUGAUGACACUGAUGCCAACAAUGAGCCAGGCCAGUUAAAGAUCUACCUUCCUAAGAAGCUGCUGGAGUGUCUACCCAAAUGUUCCUCUCUGCCCAAGGAGCGCCAUCGCUGGAACACCAACGAGGAGAUCGCUGCAUAUCUCAUCACAUUUGAGAAACAUGAUGAGUGGCUAACCACAUCGCCAAAAACCAGACCUCAAAAUGGCUCCAUGAUCCUCUACAAUCGUAAAAAGGUGAAGUACAGGAAGGAUGGCUACUGCUGGAAGAAGAGGAAAGACGGGAAGACCACCCGGGAGGAUCAUAUGAAGCUAAAAGUCCAGGGAGUAGAGUGUCUGUAUGGCUGCUACGUCCACUCCUCCAUCAUCCCCACCUUCCAUCGUAGAUGCUAUUGGCUGCUGCAGAACCCAGACAUCGUACUGGUGCACUACCUGAAUGUACCGGCAGUGGACGACAGUGGGAAGCCAUGUGGUCCUGUCCUCUGCUCCAUCAACACAGACAGGAAGGAAUGGGCCAAGUGGAGCAAGGAGGAGCUCAUUGGGCAACUCAAACCUAUGUGUGCCGGCAGCAGCCUGCAUCAGAAAUGUUCCAGUGUCAAGCAGCGCAUCAUCUCAUCCAAGCAGGAGUCAGGAGCAGCAGCAGUUGGGGGGACGACUGUAGGAACCAGCGUAGCAGCGGGCCAGAGAGCAGAGGAAGCAGAUGGCACAGAGGUUCAGAACAGUGAUGUAUCAGAGGGUCAGACAGAGUCCAGUCCCGCGGGGGGCAGGAGCAGAGCAGGUGGGGGAGAGAGGAGGAAUGGCAGGAUAACCAAACCCUCCUUACUCCCCCAGAGCAGCAUGGAGGUGUCUUCGUCUACCUCCACCAACCAAGUGGAGGUGCCUGACACCACCCAGAGCUCCCCAUUGUCAAUAACCAGCGACAUGGCUGACAGUCCUGCUCUUGCUAUGGGGGCAGGAUUAUCACAAAGCACCGCUGUGUUUAUGUCUGAGGUCACCACACUGACUGGGGAUUCGGUUUACUCUGCUGGCCACACCCACCUGCUAGCAUCCACCCACGAAAGUACCACCACUGGUAUUCUGUUAGCUGUUGCCCCUGACAACCAGAGGUUUGCAUCAUUUCCUGGAGGGGUAGGCUUAGGAGAGGGAGGGGAGUUGGUUCUGUCAAGCUCUUUAGACACUGGUGGAGGAGUUAGCCUUCCUGAAACCACCAUGACCUUUGACCCUGAUUGCUUCCUCAACAAUCCCAAGCAGGGUCAGACGUACGGAGGAGGUGGAGGGAAGACCGAUGGCUGUAACGGGGAUGACGGCGGGCUCCACUGUUCUUCAAACGGCUUCGUCUACAACCCAGCUCUUGUGAACAACAUCAAAACAGAAGCUUCGUCGCUGGAGCCGCCACUCGUCACCCAGAGUAGCUACGUGGGAGAGGGAACCGGCCUCAGCCCCAGCACCACCCUAGAGCAGAUGGACUUCAGCGCUGUCAUGUCGUCAGCCUGCGUCCCGAGUCUUACCCAGCCAGCACACCACCCUUCCCCGGGCCUCUUCCUCCAGGCGUCCCCCCAGACGAGCCAGCCCCCUCAGCUGCAGACCAACGGUACGAAGGCAACCCAGGAGAACGGAGAGUCCCAGGCCUACAUGGGCCUAACAUCAGUGACAGCAGACUCACCAGUCGCCAACGGAGACCCGCAUACACACCUCCCAGCCAAAACAGACCAGCAGGCCCUCCGCGUAAGAAACGGAAAAGCGGUGGGCUCUUUCCCCCUGACAACACAAGACACUUCCGUCGACCAGCCGGGCAGCAGGGCACUUCCAGACGUGGGAGUCUUAGACAAACCCACUGAAAAUGGUGGAAACUCGCUACUUAAGUCUGGGGAUCCUCAUGAUACCUAUACGAGUGUUGAGACCGAACAUUACCUCCAGCCCACAGAUGACACCGAAGGGGGAGAGGAGGGUGGAGGGGCUGGAGGAGGAGGAGGAGGAGGACCAGGAGGAGGAGGAGGAGGAGCAGGAGGAGCAGAAAAUGAAAUUCUUUGCAAUGGUGUGAGCCUCUCAGGGGCCAGCGGUUCAGUGGUAGCCAGUCCUCAGUCAAUGGCAGCGGGUACAAACAUCGAGGGGGCGCUCUACAGCUCCCCACUCCCUCAGCAGGGUGGGGGGGUGUCAGCUCAAACAGCUGGGGCAGGAGCAGCUAUCAGCCUAGAAGGAUUUGAAGCUUCAUUUGGCAGCCAAUUCUCAGAUCUCAUCAAUGAUUUCAUCUCAGUUGAGGGGUCUGGGGGUGGCGUUGGGGCAGCAGUCUCUGGGGUCCUGAUGCCCCAGGAAGGGGCAGCGGGGGAGGAGCAGGGUACUGGAGCCGGCCAACUGCAGAGCUCUGAGGUGGAGCAGGGAGCGCUGGGACUGCUCCAGGAGGCUGGGAGGUUGUUUGGUGUGACAGACUACUCCCCGGAGUGGUCUUAUCCAGAGGGUGGAGUGAAGGUGUUGAUUACUGGUCCAUGGUUGGAGUCGAGCAGUGAAUACAGCUGUCUCUUUGACCACAUUAGUGUCCCCGCUGCCCUUAUCCAGCCCGGUGUGCUGCGCUGCUACUGCCCAGCCCAUGACACAGGACUAGUGAUGCUGCAGGUAGCCAUGGGUGGCGAGGUCAUCUCUUCUUCAGUAGUUUUUGAAUAUAAAGCUCGCGACCUCCCUGCCCUGCCAUCUUCCCAACAUGACUGGCUGUCCCUAGAUGAUACUCAGUUCAGGAUGUCCAUCUUGGAGCGUUUGGAGCAGAUGGAGCAGAGGAUGGCUGAGAUAACCAAUCAGAACCCUGGCCCAGAUGCCAUAGCAACCAAGGGUGGAGGAGUAGAAAGGGGAGGAGCUGCUGACCAGAAUUCUCAAAUCUGUCCUGAUCAGGGUACAUUUGAGGGUCGUGUAGUGGUGGUGUGUGAGAAAAUGAUGUCUCAGUCCUGCUGGGCGUCUUCUAAUCAGCUCGUCCAUAGUAAAAACUCAAGAGGAAUGACCUUACUGCACCUGGCUGCAGCUCAGGGCUAUGCAGGGCUCAUCCAGACUCUCAUUCGCUGGCGCACAAAACAUGCUGACAGUAUUGAUCUUGAGCUAGAAGUGGAUCCCCUCAAUGUUGACCACUUCUCCUGCACUCCACUUAUGUGGGCAUGUGCUCUGGGUCAUACUGAGGCAGCGCUGGUGCUUUACCAGUGGGACCCAAGAGCUCUCGCUAUUCCUGAUUCACUGGGACGCCUGCCGUUGAACAUUGCGCGAUCCCGGGGCCACACUCGACUGGCUGAUCUCUUGGAACAGCUGCAGCAGAGUCCUCAAACUCAGGCCCAACCUGUAGACACUUGGAUGAGCGCAUGGAAAGGAGGGUCACAGACCAAUGGAAUAAGCAACAGUCCCAGCCCAAAUCCAAACUCAGAGCUGAGGAGAACCAGAACAGAAACCCAGCCAGACAACCAGAGCCAGAGUUGGAGCCAAAGUGGACACAGACACCCACAAAGCACCCAAGGAGAGCUAGGAGGUCCACCCCCAGCCAAAAGACUGAAACCCAGCCCUGAGAGUCAACAACAGCUUGCUCACUUGACCCCUGGCACCAACCUCAUCAAUUCUCACUUUAACUCUUCUCAGAGUCCUAAUCCUCAGCGUUCCCUUCCACCCAAAACCUUACAAACUCAAUCCUCUAACCUCAGCUGUCAAAAUACACCUCUUCCUAGUUCUAGCCCCAGCUGGCCUCAGCUUCCUAGUGCCCCAUUCCCCGACCUGCAGGCCAGGAUAGGGGAAUCUGGAGGGGGCACCAGAUGGAGCCUGAGACAGACUCUCGGGCAACGUAGCUUAGCCAGAAGGAUUCAAGGAAAAGAACGACUGGCCAUUCACCUGCACCAGAGAGUGCUCUCUGACAGGGGAGAGGAGACAGAGCUGCUGACAUAUCACGAUAACGCAGAGGACUUGCAGGUGGACAUUACAAUGCUAGCUGAUGACAUCAUGGAUGCUUCAUCUGGUCGGCUUAAGCAGGCUGUACACACUGAAACACACUCGGGCAAGGCUAGGCUCAGCAGUGACGUAAACUUACUCUCCGAUUAUCUUGAUGAGGUGGAAAGGUUUCUGAAGUCCAAGCCCCAGACUGCUAGCCCCAAACCAAAUUCAUUCUCUUUGCUGGAGGAUCAGCAGAGUCCUCGUGCGAACCAAGCGCCAUCCUCCCACUUUGAGUGGAGCUCCUUCCUCUGUGCAGCUAUGAAAGAGGAGAGGUUGAAAACAAACUCCUCCUGCCUAGCCAUGACUGAGGCAGAGCAAAAAGAGCUGUAUGAAACCAUCAGGCAUGCCCUGCAUUCCCUCAGAAAACACAAGGGUCCCAUUCAGGAACAACACAAAGAGAUUGCAGCAGUGAUUCAACGCUGCUAUAAAAUAUACAUGCAGUAUGCACUUUAUAAGAGGAUGACCUUAGCCGCCAUCCUGAUCCAGAGUCGUUUCCGGAGUUUCCACGAGCAGAGGAAGUUCCAACAGAGUCGUAGAGCAGCGGUCCUCAUCCAGCAAUACUACCGCUCCUACCGGCACUCCCUCAGCAGUCUGCUGACUAAAAAACAGAACCAGGCUGCUCGCAAGAUCCUGAGGUUCCUGCUUCGCUGCCGCCACAGGGCCACAGAGCAGAGAAGGGCCAGGGGUCCUGAGAGCCCACCUCCAGGCCCCGCACACAGCCCCCUCAGCUUGUGAGCAACCUCUAUCCUCUGACCCUCCCAUCUCCUCCUCCUGGAACUCCCUCCCUUCUCCUAUUUCCCAAUCCCUUACCCUGCUCUUUCUUCCCCCUCUCCCCUCUCAACCUCCUUGCCCUCUUCAUUCAAGAGGGGAAAAAAUACUUCCCAGACAGACUGAGGACAGGAUAGGUGUCCAUCAUGGCAGCUCAGACAGACAGACAGACUGCUGGGCAGACCCCAGGGACCUGGCUCUGCCCACAGCACUGAUCCUCCUCCACAGUUUCACUGGGAGGCCAUCACAUUAACCUCAUGGCAUUCUUUGCACUCUUCAUGGGUAUGUAUGUUUCCAAGAGCAAGUCGACGAGUCAGAAGACAGGAAGAGAAGAAGCGCCGAGUGACAACAUCCUGCUGUUCAAGGCAGCAGCUGGAUGCUCUGAAAGGCACCACUGAACGGCAUCUGGCUCAAGAGAAGGGCAGAAAAUACGCAAAACGUAUUGUGUUGUGUAUCCAAAACAGAGAUCCAUGAAAGAAUAAGAAUACAUAAACCAAAAAACUCACUUCUAUGUUGCAUUUGCAUGCACGGUUUUUUCGCUUAUUCCUCCUCUCUAUCAUCCUGCAAAGCUACAGUGGCUUGUCAUUCUUCCAAUUCGGUAUUUCACAAAAAUCACCAACCACUCUGACUGAAAGGCUUACAAAGUCACCCAAUCAAAAGGGGAGGAACUGCACUUGAAUGUAAGUGGGGCAUUGUUAGAUGAAGAGAAGUGGUCAGAAUAACGAUGUCUUAAUUUGUUACAUGGACUUUGUAUGGAGUCGUUUUCAGAGGCAGCAUUUUGCUCGCCUGACUGUGCUGUGUCUGUGUUUGUUCAAUUCAAUGCAUGUGUUUGAGCUACAAGCUCCUGCAUGCUUGCCAAAAUGCUUUAGUGUUGUUUCUUUUGUAUUUCUAUGUGUAAUUGUGUCUCACUUACGUCUUCAUGAACUUAUCCUUGCCCUGUGUAAUGUGAACUGUGUAAGGACAAAUGACUUUGGGUGCUUUUUUUUUAUUUAUUUAUUCAAGAGUCUAAUAAUUUCUUUAGCUGGCUCAAGAGUGGUUUCGCUUGAGACUGGUAGACUGCCCCCUCUCACCCCCCAAUCCGUUUGUGAGAAAUAUGACAUGUUCUAAUGGUUAAAUGUCUCUGUUAGUUUGUUCUGCGUGAACCUCUAAAUCUUGUGGUUUUGAGGAGAGAGUCACAUACCAUUGCCUUGACUUCUUCUUGACUCUGAGAGGUCUCUAUGCUUGCUCUGUACAGGACAUGGGUCCUAAUACCUGCCCCUAUACAGGGCCUUGGUCCCCAUAUUAGCCCAUAUCGGUGAUCAAAUCCAUAUUUUGGACUAUUGCAUAUUUCUGUAAAUAAACUGACGAGGUAAGGGGAUACGAAGACCCUGAAACUUUUUCAUAAGAGGACUGUAUUUAAGAUUAUAAAUUAUUUUACUCCCAUAAUGAGAACUUUAGACAGAGACCUGGUUACACAGGAUGGCUGUAUUGCUUGUAAAUAAUGUAGAUAUUACAAACGGAGUAAUGUGCAUGAGAUUUAAGAUAAAGAAACAGCAAAAAGAACAUGUUAGUGGCUAUGGACUGUGAGAGGAUUUUAACUGCUUCACUUUAAGAGUAUCCAGUAUAAGUGUUACUGAAAAGAACAUUUUGUUAAAGCAUGCAACUGAAAAAUCUAAUGUUAGAAUCAUAAGUGGGAAAAACAAAGUUAGCUAAAACAAUGAUCUUUCAGACAAAAAAAAAACAUUUACACUUUGUGCUUUUCUUUCUUGGCUUAAAAAAAUUAAAACCAUUUUUGCCAGUAGUGCCAAUUACUAUGAAUGCUAUUUUGCCUAACAAUACAGUAUGUUAUGUUGGGGAAUUCAACACCCAAAAGAUAUCGGUAAGCUCCACAGAGGCAGCACACACAGAGAAUAACCAGUAGAAGAGAUCUAGUACUAGCUCAGCCGUAGACCUCAAGUUCUGAAGUUUGCCUAAGGCAGACUGACACGUAGACGACGAUGGUGAUGAUGAUGCAUGUUUGAAAACUAUGCUAACGGUGGUGAAUAGUAUGAUGUGUAAAUGUGAAUGCAAUGAUUGACGACUCAAAAGGGAAUGAGGGUGCUACAUUCUUUACCAUGUGGUUGUGCUUCAGCAACAUACUUGCUUUUAUCGAGACCAUUAAUCACACCUACGACAGAUCCAGCCUGGCCUGCAGUCUAUGCUUUCCAUCUUCAAACAGAAUGUCUCUUAGCAACGUUUUACAUUUCAUUUUGAUCAAAUUUUCUUUCCUCUUUAUUGUCACUGCCAUAACUAUAUGACAUGUAUUUUAGACUUCUGAGAAGCUCUGUUUAGAAAGUGCCUGCUCAACAACAGAAAACUGAUAUCAGGAAAUAUCUACUGUGUGUCCUCCAAACAGUUCAUAGUUACCUGUUUGUUUCCUAAAUUGUGUGUUAAAAAAAUGAACUUUACAGUGCUAAACUUGAUCUGAUUCUAAGUUUGACGCUCUAAUUUGCCUGGUAUGAGUGGAUGGUCAUGGCCUGAAUGGGGCUACGUUUCCUUAACAGACGAACAAAAUUGACAUUAUCACUGUACGCCCCACUUUUGAGUAUAAUCCGUGUUUCUGUUGUAAGAAUGUUGUGUUGUCUCUCUCAUUUUGUCUGUUGUUGUAUUUUCUUCUCAGUAAUAAUUUUGCAGCAUUCAAAAGGAAGUAUAACUGGGGAGUUUUUAGCAGGCAAAAUAUCUUUAACACGUUAUUUCUCUAUAUUUUUAUUCUUUUUCUUGUCUCAUUGUCUCACGCAGAUGUGCUCACAUACGAAAAAACACACACAUGCUGUGGUCAAACAUUCUGGCACCUCAAAAAAAAAAAGGAAAAGAAAAGAAAGAUAAAAUAAAGCCACACACUUUCUCUCAUGUGCUUAUGUCUUAGGGAACAAUGAAAUCUCUCCCUUAGAUUUUACUCAGGGUUGAAGGACAGAGAGAUGGUAUGUGGAGUGCAAUGACAGUUGUCACACAGGUGUACCACAACCCGUGCUCGUGUACGUUUGAGUGUGCAUAUGUACAUGUACAUACUAAGAAAUAUUCAAUUUGUCCAUUCGUCAUUUACUACCUGCAGAGUUUAGUCUGUUUGUGUUUCACACAGACAUUGUACUACUCCAGCGUUAAUUUGUGAAGUAUCAAAUCGGUUUGCUUUCUCCAAUUUGUAUCUUGGAUAAAUUUUUCUACCAGAAAGAAAAAAAAACACCUUCACAUCCCUAAUUUUAUAGAAUUUUGCUUAAAUGUAAACUCAUAAUAGAUAAUAAAGAGAACAUUUAUUUAUACAAUUGCUCAUCUUGAGCACACAAGAUGCUUAAUAUGAAAAAUUUUUAAAUAAUGCAAAAAUAGGUAACGAACCUCAAUCACUUUUAAAAAAAUGAUGAGGAGUGUAGAUUGAAAGACUGUGUCCCACAUGUUUUCUGAACUUUCAUGAUACUGAGAGACAGCCAUGGUUAGGGCAGAGCCAUGAGGAACAUUCAUACUGUACCGACUGAACCUCUUCUUAUACUGUUCUUCCUUUCACAUCAGUACAACUAUAUAAUAUUUCUUUCAACUCCUUUUACGUUACAUGAUCACACACAGUCAUAUACACAGCAUCCAUUUGCUUGCUCUUAUCGACUCACACAACGCACAGAAUACUAACCCACACUACAGAAAAUCCAUCAAAAUGUUGAUGUUUUGGAGAGGAUGGUGACUGUAAAGAGUAUGUAGUGUAGAAAAAGUAUUUAAAAAAUAAAUAAAAAAGAAGAAUGAAUGAAAUGUUGCCAUUAUACACAGCUGGUAGACAUGCUCAGAGACGGCCUCUGUUCUUGUAAGUCCGCCAAGAAAUGAAUGGUAUAAUUUUUCAGGCCUUGUUUCAAGAGGGCGUGGCCAAACACCACAUUGCAUGCUAGAAUGGUAGACCCUUAUAGAUAAUCUAUGGCUUUGACCUCUCCUUGCCUUCCUGUUCUUUCACCCCUCCUUCCCUUUCUCUCUCAUCUCCUGCUGUAUUCCCACCCUGCCUGCUGUUGUGUUCUCCAUACCUAUAUCCGUCUCUCAUUCUUUUUUUUCUUUUUGUAGCCUAGUUUUAUUUAUUUUGUUUUUUUAUUUUUUGUUUUACAAACAUGCAUGCACAAGCAUCACUAACCUGUUGAUGUUUUUAAAAGAAUAUUUUGUUGCUGAGGCCAUGCAAAGUGUUUUGAAUAUUGCCCUUAUAUGUGGAAUAUGUCUUCUGAAUGCUUUACAUAAUUUCUGCUGUAAAAUGAAA